Molecule: messenger RNA, 3527 nt
Organism: Scophthalmus maximus (turbot)
Lineage: Eukaryota; Metazoa; Chordata; Actinopteri; Pleuronectiformes; Scophthalmidae
Product: F-box/LRR-repeat protein 12-like
Exons: 3
Coding region: 309-1532 (407 amino acids)
Molecular function (GO): protein binding
Source: RefSeq, a predicted model, not a curated record
UUGGCCUGACGAACGUUAAGUGGCAACGUCGCCACAUCGGGGUGUUUUUUUUUUUUUUUUUUUUAAAUAAGCGCUGCCUUGUCGUUAUUGUCCGACAUUUUUACUGUGUUUAUAUUAGGUAGGAUUGUGUUUGAUCGAGACACUUUAUGUUCUGUGUGAAGAAGCAUAUUUGAUUUAAACCGGGAAAUGCCUUGCUAGGCCCUACAGUCAGUAGGCAGCAGUUUCCGGGGGAUCGCUGGUCUGGGCGCAACGUCGGUGCGUCGCGAUAUUAGUCCGUGUCGAGGGUGUAAAGAGUUUUGUUGACAAUAAUGGACGAAUUUAAAAGCUGUCACCUGGACUACGUCCCCGAAAACAUUCUAAUAGACGUGCUGUCGUUCCUGAGCGUUCGAGAGCUCGUCAGAGCCGGAAGAGUGUGUAAGAGAUGGAAACGCCUUGUCAAAGACCAGAGACUGUGGAGAUUUGUCGACCUGACCGCAUGGAAAGGAGUGACGUCCCGCAUACUUUGGGUCCUGCUGCGUCAGUACCUGGGUUGUGGACUAAGGUGCCUGUGGUUGCGUGGUUUGCUGCUCUCAGCCAGAGGUGGCACCUUUCUCUCUGAGUCUUGGCUCAAAGCUUUGUCCACAAAGUGUCCUCGCCUGAGUAAGCUCUAUCUUCUGCACGCAGACCUGAGAAGCCUGCCUAGUUGCCAGGUCCUACCUCCAUCAUUGCUGGUGCUGGAGCUGCGUGGUUGUGAGCUGCCUCGCGGGUUUUUCAACCAGGCACUGCCUACUUCACCUGCCCAAGAAAGAGCAGAAGCCACAUCCAGUGUCAGUGCUCAACAGCAAAGACGGGAUCCGAAACGAAAACGGCUUGACUCUCCAUCAGGGAUUCCUAUUGAGACCUUAGUCCUUAACAACGUGCCCUCUUUCACGGACCAGCAUCUGGAGAGUCUGACAUCAUGGGAGAGGCUCAGUCGACUUGAGCUGCGUGACACCUUUCGCGUGACUGCCAAUGGGCUCAGGAGCUGUGCUGCCAAGGAUGGCACCUGUGGUGUCGAAGGGCUUUCCAGGCUCAAGUUUCUGGAAAUAGGCAUCACUGGGCGGCAGGGUUAUCAGUUACAGAUGGCCUCCCUGGGUCUCGGGGCAGGAUGGCUCGGACUGGAGGAACUGAGCUUGGGCGGUAAAGAGGUGGGCCCUGGCCUGCUCUGUGCCAGCCGUUUGAAGGACCUUAAGCGUCUGUGCCUGUGGGCCUGCACGCUCAGUGAGAUGCAGAUAGUCAGGAGCUGCCGGAUGCUCCGUGGACUCCACCAGCUGGAGUUUUUGGACGUGACCUUCCAGCCUCGACAGGGUCCACAAGUGGUGGAAGGGGAAGGUGGUGGUGAAGAAGAAGAGCAGGAUGGUGAGGAAGCUGCAGGUGAAGAAAACAGCAAUGAUGACAACAAGACGCCGGAUAUGAAUGAUCCUAUUCCAAGUCUGCGUCGCUCACUGGCUGUCCUGCUGCCAUCCUGCACACUAGUUUUCACCAAUUGCUCUAUUCAGAUUAAUGCAGACUAAAUGAAAUCUCCACUACUACCGAAAAUAUUCAACUGGCCAAAAUGGUGAAAUUAUAGUUCACACAGGCAUAUGUGAUUUUUAUAGAGCUUUAUUGAUAUAAUGAUCAAUUUAUGUUUUUAUUAAUUUGUCAUGCAUAUAAGUAUGCCCAGCCAACACCUCCCUAGUGCUGCAGAAAAGAAAAAUCACUGAGAAAACAACUCCUCUGCUAAACUGAAGAAAUCGGAGUUAGCUUUAAUUAGAUAGUCUUGUCUUCUUUUACAGGAUUUUGAGACUGUUUUUCCUCCUCAACAAUUUUUUAAUCUGCGAACUUCGUUGGUCAGAGGAGGAAUGCCAGGUCUCAACAGUGCAACUUUGGAUCUGCAAAUUUUGAGGGGAAUAUCAUGGAUAGGUUUUCAGUGCAUCCCACAGUUCCUGUAAUUAGAUCAAUAUCUAGGGAGUUCGGUCAAAGUAAAAACCAUACCUGAAUAAUUUUUGUAGUGUGGCAGGGUGCAUUAUCCUGGUGAAAGAGGCCACUGCCACCAGGGAAUGAUGUCGCCAUGAUGGGGUGUUUUAGGUAAGUGUUGUGUGUCAUGAAUGAAUGUCGGGACCUACGGUUUUCCUUCAGAAUAUUGCUCAGAGCAUCACACUGCCUCAGGUGGCUUGCUUUCUUUCCAUAGUACCUACAUCCUGGUACCAUUUCUUCUUUGGGUAAAUGAUGCACACAAUCUCUUGUUCUUUCACUGCACCGUGACCCAAUUCUGACUUGUGAAAUGUAGGCACUUUUGACGGUGGACAAGUGUCAACAUGGACCCUCUAACUGAUGUAGAGCUGAAGGCCCCAUAUGCAGCAAACUGCGGGGCGCUGUGAGUUCAUGUUGCAACUAUUAAGGUUCUCAGUGUUUUGUGCUACAGUCGCUCUGCUGUGGGAUUGGAAUACACCGGCCCUGUCACCCGUCUACCCAUUGUCCUUUCUUAGACCACUUCUUCUAGGUAUUGACUUCUCCAAACUGAGAACACCCUUCCCUGACCUGCUGUUUUGCUCUGACCCAGUCGUCUAGCCAUCACAGUUUUUUUCAAUUCAUUUUUGAAAGGUGCUUAGAUCUUUACACUUGCACAUUUUUCCUGUUUCCAACACAUCAACUUCAACUGACUGUUCAUCUGCUGCCAUAUAUAUAUCCCCUGGACAUAUGCCAUUGUAACAAGAUAAUCAAGGUUCUUCACUUCAGCUGUCCAGUUGUAAUGUUGUGGCUGAUCGGUGUAUGUUCCUCUUAAUGGAGCUAUAUAUUAUGAUAAACCAUUUUUAUGGAAAAUCAAAGGACAAACUGUUUAUGGAUAAAAUAACUGGUGUAUGUUGGCAAAUUAAGGUACUUCAUUACUUUGAAAUUUUGAUUUGUCUCAUAAACCCAGAAACACUGUAUUUGCAGCUGUCACAUUUCAUGUUGACCUAAAUAUCAUCUUGCAGGUUAAAAUAUCAGUAUUGUUACUCAGUGUCUUCAAGGUAAAUCAGUGGACAGUGUCACUUCCAAUUUGGUUGCUCACAUGAAACAAGACUGGGAUAUAUGAACCAAAAUAUACAAUUGUUUAGCAUACUCUUUUAAACUCAAUUCCAAUAUAACAACAUUUGGAACUGCAACCGCUUGACUGUAAAGACAACCAGGUGUAAGAAGAAAAAAAUUGAGAUUUGAAACUGCUGGGAAUUCUCCAUCUGUUUCCUGUUCUUUUAACUCCUUAUCAACUGUGUAUGUUCAGAAAAAUUGUCGGUUACAAGCAGGUGUUUGGUUAUGAUGUUACAUAUGAACCACAUACCAUGUUUAAAUUCAUCUCCCAAUUCCAUCUUACUUAGUUCUUACAUGCUUUUUAGAAAUUAUGAAAUGAGAAAUGUAAAUUGUGAAUGUCUGUUGAUUGUGUAAAGAAGAGAAAACAUAGGUGUGAGUCCUUGACAUUCAUGAUUCAUUCAUUUUAAGAAGUUUUAAAUUUUAAACGAAAAACUGUUUUGAAUAAAGCUAUUUUGAACAAA